Molecule: messenger RNA, 4754 nt
Organism: Pangasianodon hypophthalmus (striped catfish)
Lineage: Eukaryota; Metazoa; Chordata; Actinopteri; Siluriformes; Pangasiidae
Product: transcriptional repressor p66-beta
Exons: 11
Coding region: 570-2594 (674 amino acids)
Biological process (GO): negative regulation of transcription by RNA polymerase II
Cellular component (GO): NuRD complex
Molecular function (GO): sequence-specific DNA binding
Source: RefSeq, a predicted model, not a curated record
CGAGGAUGUAGCCGCGGCCCGCGCGCACUCAACUCACUCCCCUCCACCUCCAAAAAAAAAACAAAAACAAAAAAAAACACAAGUAAAGGACGUGCUGGCGAACAGAAAGCCGUGCUGAUGAUAUUCAUACGCCAACGCUCGCGCUGUAUAAUCCGUAUUGUGGUUGCUUAAAAGAUCGCGUCGAGGUGUUAACGAUCCUGUUAAAGUAAACACACGCGAUCGGUGAUGCGUCUUCUUCUUCUUCUUCUUCUUCUUCUUCGUCAGCUGCGACUUUCUGAAAAUAAUUUCCGCUCCUCUUGAACGGGUUUCGUCCUCGUCGCGCUGAGAUGAGCUUUUAUUGUUUCUUGGUGAGAACUGAGUCUGUUGGGGUUAAAAGCCCAGACUGGGUUAAUAAAUAAAUAAAUAAAGAACUAAAAUGCCUUGUACCUGCUGCGCGAGUAGAGCAGAGAGACUGUAAACAUGCCCUAUUGCAGCAUGAACAAUGGGCUGAUUGUGAAUGUGAGUAUGUAUUGGAAGCAGGUUGCUGAUGUGAUGUGAUGUGAUGUGAUGCGUGUCGCUUGGAGUUGCGGAUGGCAGACCUCCUGCUGUGGGAUAAAAUAAAGAGAUCCUGCCAUCAGCCAUUUGCAAUGGACCGUAUGAGUGAAGAGGCAUUGCGGCUGAACCUGCUAAAGCGAGGCCUGGAGCCAGCAGAGGAGCGCAGCCGAGCUCACGAUGACGUCCUGCCCAAGAGGCUGAAAAUGGAGGGUCAUGAGGCCAUGGAGAGACUGAAAAUGCUUGCACUGCUCAAACGCAAGGACCUGAGUGGCCUGGAGAGUGGCUCUGGCACACUGGGGGAUCUGCGAGCCUCUGGAGCCAGCAGCCAUGCUGCGUUACAGAGCUACACGGCUUAUGAGGAGAAGCUGAAUGGCAGCCUGAGGACGCCAGCCGUGUCCCACUCUCUUAUGGGCCGCAGCGGGAAAGAGAACAUCAGUGAUGAGCCGGUGGACAUGAGUGCCAAGAGGAGUGUCGUGGAUCGAGAGCGUCACACUCCCUCUCCAGAUGUGAUUGUCUUAUCUGACAAUGAGGCGUCCAGCCCCAAAGGAGCAAGCAGAGAGGAGAAAGUGAAGCCUGUAAACCUGGACAUGUUCAAGGGGAAGAGUGUGGCUGAGCGGCAACGAGUGAUUAAGGCUUUAAGAGAGGAGCUGAGACUUGAGGAGGCUCGUCUGGUUCUGCUAAAGAAGCUCAGACAGUCUCAACUACAGAAGGAGAACCUCGCCCACAAGGUAUCAGUGGUGCAGAGCAGCUCCUCAUCCAUUCAUCCCUCAGCCCACAGCUCUCAGUCUAGCACCAAGCUACCCAUCAGAUCUGCCCACACACACCACAGCGGAGAUGCCCAGAACCUCCGUGCUGCACAGGGUCAGAGUGUGAUCCGGUCUGCAGCCAGUGCCUCCAUUCCCCAGAUGAUGAUGUCACAGCGAGUGGUUGCUCCAAGCCCGGGGCAGCUGCAGGGCCACAGAGUGCCAGGCAAACCAGGCAGCAUGCGCACAUCCACAGCCACCAUCAACAGCACUGUCAACUAUCAGCAGGCCUCUAGUCAGCAGGUGUCCGUCCCCCAGCGUUCCAGCUCCUCCUCCAUCUACAUGAACCUGGCACACAUGCAGGCAGUGGGUGUGGCUGGGAUGACAGGGGGCGUUGGAGUGGCUGGUGUGACAGGUGGAGUAGGUGUUUCUGGAGUGGGCUCUUCCUCAUCUAGCUCUGUGCAAGAUGUGGCCAGCAGUCAGGCUGCAGCCAAACUGGCUCUACGUAAACAGCUGGAGAAAACCCUGCUGGAGAUCCCGCUGCCUAAACCACCUGCGCCUCUGCUCUACUUCCUGCCCUCAGCCGCCAACUCUGAGUUCAUCUACCUGCUGGGCCUGGAGGAGGUGGUGCAGAGCGUCCUUGACAGCCAGGGUAAGCUGUGUGGGACAACUGGUCGUCUGGAGCCCUUUGCUUGCGCUCAGUGUAAAACUGACUUUACCCCUCACUGGAAGCAAGAGAAGGGUGGACGCAUCCUUUGUGAAACAUGCAUGACAUCCAAUCAAAAGAAGGCUCUGAAAGCCGAACACACUAAUAGGCUGAAGAACGCCUUUGUGAAGGCUCUGCAGCAAGAGCAGGAGAUUGAGCAGAGAUUACAGCAACAAGCUGCCCUGUCCACCGGUUCUACAGUGUCUGCAGCUAGUGUGAGCAAAGCUGAGUCCAUGAUGAGGCACCACACCAUCAGACAGGCAUCCUCUGCACAAGUUGCUCAGUCCCAGGUGUCCGUGCAGCGCAGUGUAUCAGCUGCAGGCUCUGGGUCAGCACGAGGUGUUCUAUCCAACUUCGCACAGGCGUCCCAGCUCGCGCUACCUGGCACUAUAAUGGGCAUGACCAGUAAACACUGCUCUACCUCCAGCAGCCGGUCACAGCAUGACAGCCGACAUCAGCUGUACGGCAUUCCUGGAGUCAACAUUGCUUACCUGAGCUCUGGUAAUGUUGGGGGUCACAAGUCAUCUAGUUUAGCAGACAGGCAGCGAGAGUACCUGCUGGACAUGAUUCCUCCUCGCUCCAUAUCCCAGUCCAUUACUGGACAGAAAUAGGCCUUCACUCUCACACUUAACCCCCUAACCCCAAUACAUGCACAAACAACCUACUCAUGACAGCCUCACUCACAUAUGCUCUCUAUGUCUGUCUCUCUCUCUCUUGCUCUCUUGCUCUAGCUCUCUCUCUCUCUCUCUCUCUCUCUCUCAGACGAGCACACAUACACACUCUUUCAAAUAUGCUGCCACGUCUCCCAGUCCCCUGUUGCAUGCAGUGCCUGUUAGUCUGUGCUUACCAGCUACUCUUUCUGUGUAACACAAUCAGUGACUGUAUGUGGUGAAGUUCACCAGUAAAUUGCAGUCACUCUCUGCAAGUAUGCAAUCCCUCCUCAACACUGCUUAACCCCUACAGUCUUCAUCACUCAAAAUGUGUGUGUGGACAUGUUUUGUACAUUAAUGCACUUUCUGGUGAGAAUGUGUUUUUAAUUUCGCUGUUAAUAUUUUGAAUGUGUGCGGGUAUAGUGGCACCAUACAGAGAGAGACAGAAGCUCUUGGUUGGCUGAGAGAUUUGAAUUUAAUGGACAUCUUGUUUUCUUUCCCUCUGAAAGCAACUAUCAGUGUUUUUAAGAAGCUGGGAUUUAAAUGAAGAAGUCUUAUUAUAUCACUAUGUGGAGAGCUUUGGUUUUGGCUACUUUUAGCUGACUGCAAUACUUAUUCCCCAUUACUCCCCAUUUCCUAAAGACUUUUCUGUGAGGGUUUCUUGUGCAAACAGCCUGCAGUGUCUUUUCAGGUCUGUCUUUGUCCAGUUCUUUCCCAGCAAGGAUAAGCCUGUCAGUGAGCUACAUCAUAUUAAGCAUUCAGUCCUGUGAGGUCACAUUUACUAACUCCUUUUCCAUUCACAUACAUGUACAUGCUUUGCAUAAGAUGAUGUGGUGUAUCAUUUAUUUUAUGAUGCUCUCCCUGAAUUAGUCAUUUUUCUCAUCAAAUGGGAAAUGAUCAGAAUGACUUUUAUGACAGUCCGCCUUUGACUUUAAACAUGUAAGGUUAAGUAAAAUUAUAAUUACUUAUAGUGCUAAGUAUUGAAUUUUUAAAGGUGCUGUUUGUCAGAUUUUCCUCUCUUCAUCAUGUAGUUUACUGAGCAGAGGAAUUUCUCAUGCACUGCCCCUUUAAAUGCACAGUGCAAUAUUGGGCAUGAAGUAAAAAAAAAAAAAAUAAUAACAGUUUGUUAAGGCCCUGCGCCAUGAUGGAUAGUACCUUUUCCACAUUUCUCUAUUAAACAUGUAUCUUUGUUUAUUCAUCUUUUGUAAAAUAUGUACAGUAUAGUAUGUUCCCUUUUUUAUUUCAUUAUACCAUGUGCCCCAAGGUACGUUUGUUGUUUUAAAAAAAAAUGUCUUCAUAUCUGUAAAGCUGAUUUUUAAAAAUAUUUCUUAUGAAAUACCUGUAAAAAUUAUUUUAGAAAUUUAAGCCAUUUUUUUCCCUUUUCAUGCCCCCUUUAUCUUACUUUACUUGAAAACUGGUCAAGGUUUUAUGAAUAUUAAGCUUAUAACAAGUAUUACAAAUACUUAUUUGCAUGAGCAGAUGUAUUCUUAAUAAUGUAUUGUAAAUAUGCCUUUAGCUUUUGGGGCUCAAAACAUGAAACAAUGCAUUUGUACAUUGUAUAGGAAAAAAACAAAAGCCAUUGAUAUUGUGAGUGUCAUUUUGUCAUGUGUUCCCUGUGUAGUGCUACACAAAAUGUAUGAAAUUACAAUUUUCUUUUGAUUCAUUCUUAAAUAUGUUUUUGUCCCCUCUGUAUCAGUUGUGCUCUGUGCUUCAUCCAUCUAAGACCUUCUAUUAGAAGAUUUACUUGGCCACAGUAUUUCACUUAUUUGUCUGUGUUAAAUUUUGAAAUUAACACACAACCCUUUGUACGUUAGUGCUAGAUUUGGGAAAGCUCAGACAACUCAGUGAAAUGUUGUUGCCUCCGGCAAUCAGAGAUGUGCUCAGUUCUUUAAUGUUGGUCCUCUGGAAAUGGCCAUUUAUGAUCCCAGGGCUGGAAAAUGCUCUUGCUCUUCACUUUCUUUGCUGUUAUUUGUUGUUAUAAAUGCAACAUGCUGUAUUUGCUAUGGAAUGCUAAGCCGAAUGUGGAAACUGAACAGAAGGAAGAAAAAUGUUUUCUUGCAGGCCAAAUGUUGCUCCAUAUAAUUUCAGUAAAUAAGCUUACAAUAAAAAAAUAAGAAAUUA